Molecule: messenger RNA, 576 nt
Organism: Monoraphidium neglectum
Lineage: Eukaryota; Viridiplantae; Chlorophyta; Chlorophyceae; Sphaeropleales; Selenastraceae
Product: nucleoside-triphosphate pyrophosphatase
Exons: 7
Coding region: 1-576 (191 amino acids)
Biological process (GO): nucleoside triphosphate catabolic process
Cellular component (GO): cytoplasm
Molecular function (GO): nucleoside triphosphate diphosphatase activity
Source: RefSeq, a predicted model, not a curated record
AUGGUGCAGCACGAGGACCCGCAGCCGCUACAGCAGCAGCACCCAACACCAGCAGUGGUCCAUUUUGCAACUGGCAACAAGAAAAAGCUGGAGGAGGUCGUCGCAAUCCUGGGAGCUGGGCAGAAGCUGCCGUUCACCGUUGACUCAGUCAAGAUCGACCUUCCAGAGCUGCAGGGGGAGCCCGAGGAGAUCAGCCGGGAAAAGUGCCGCCUGGCAGCCAAGGCGGGACUGCCAGGGCCCUACAUCAAGUGGUUCCUGGAAAAGCUGGGCCACGAUGGCCUCAACCGCAUGCUCGCCGGCUUUGACGACAAGACUGCCUACGCCCAGUGCAUCUUUGCAUACGCGCCUGGCCCCGGCGUGGAGCCAGUCGUGUUCGUCGGCCGCACCCAUGGCCGCAUUGUGCCUGCCCGUGGGGACAACCAGUUCGGCUGGGACCCCAUCUUUGAACCUGAGGGAUUUGAUGAGACGUACGCUGAGCUGGACAAGGACAUCAAGAAUACCAUCAGCCAUCGGUACCGCGCCCUGGACAAGCUGAGGGACUACCUGCUGGCUGGGGCGCCACAGGGGGACUCGUGA